Messenger RNA from Mycena indigotica, 1869 nucleotides. RefSeq lists its product as uncharacterized. The transcript has 5 exons. NCBI's taxonomy places the organism in Eukaryota, Fungi, Basidiomycota, Agaricomycetes, Agaricales, Mycenaceae. The coding region runs from base 1 to 1869 and encodes 622 amino acids. The record is from RefSeq and is a predicted model, not a curated record.
AUGGAGUUAACCCCUUCAACCUCCAACAUCCCCAGCCUGUCAUGGAAUGCCGCCCCCCAAGAGCCCCAGGCCCUCGUCAAGGAGCCAAGCGGCCUCUUUGACACCAUAUCCAUCAUCUCCUCCAGACGGUCGACCGAUAUCCCCUCUUCGACCUUCUUCAGAGGCAAACGCAUCAUCCUCCUAGCGCUUGGCCUUGGCCUCUCCGCUACACUGGUCCUGGUUGGAGCAUCGUUGCAAAUAUUUGUUACCCACGACUUUACGCAGCAAGGGAGCUACAUUAUCACUUCGGCGCCUCUAGGCUCCAUUGUCGCAUUCACAUUGGUGUUGUCUGUGUUGUUCAUUCUGACUGUCCCGUGUCUCUUGAACCUCCUCGGAUACAGUCUCGCAUGGUCAUGGCUCAAGUCUUCUCUCCACCAUGGCCCGAAUCGACCCACUCCUUAUCAGCUUGGUGUGGUUAUGGAUAUUCUUCAUGGAGGUCAUCUUCCAUCGCUUUGGUCCGCCGUUGGUUACAUUCACAGCCUGGGAAAAGACAAGCGCAGACCCCCGAUAAUCAAACGAGCGGUCACUUUCCUUGCCAUAGCACUCUUCCUCUCCUACAGCUUCUUCCUUGUGGCUAUCGCAUUCAGUCUUUCAUCUACGCCGCUUUCUUUCGUCGAGCUCAGCUCAUAUUCCGGGACAUGGCCUCGACUUUCUCGACAGAUCAACUCCACGAUGUGUGCAACGACAAGUGGUGCUGUCGCCUUGGGUAUAAAUCUUUGUGGUCUUCAGUCCGCUGCGAGCACCUACCCCUUCGCCGAUUCUCUGCCCGAGGGAUUGAGGACUCUCACCAACAACUCCGCCAAUAAUGCUGUCGCGUUUGGGAACGAUGGUACUGCUUUCCUCGUACCUGCAAACAUCCCUGACGAUGUUGCUUACUACGGAACCUCCAACGGCGUUUUGGCUGAUUGUCAGAGUGUGACUCCGGAAUGUCUAGUCACUACGCCCUCGCGAUCCCCUCUCUCGCUCAAGUGUCCUUCAUCCGUCGGCUUCAAUGCAUCUCUUAACACGGCCACAAACCAAUAUUCAUUCGGCAUUCUUGACGCGUCUGGCAAUCCAAUGAAGAACCCCUACAAUGUCUCAACAAAUCCUUUCCAAUUCGGUGCUGUUGUGCAGUCGCAGGCGUACGCCUCUGCCGACCAGACUUAUGUCGGCUACACGGGUUUCUUCACCCAUGGUACCUCUGCCUACAACGUGCUCACAUGCAGCGUUUUCGUCCGAAGUUUUGGCUACACAUACUUCAAUGGGAGCUUCACCGUCGAUCCAUCCAACAGCUAUGUCGUCACUAACCUCGACAUUGUCCGUGGCAUCGGUGCAAUGACCGCUGCUGCCUCCCUCUCGGACCGUGUUCCCGCUGCCAUCGAAGGAGCCGGACUUAAUGCGUCUACAAAUGCUGAGUAUGCUGAUGCAUUCUCGAGAGAGCUUUCCCGCGAACUUAUCGCCUUUACAUCGGUCCUAUACGAAUCCGCCCCUCCACAUGACGUCCAACAAGUCCGUCGCGUUCUGGGCACGCGUCUCUCGCUCCCCUUCCUCGUCACCCUUCUUCUCUGGACGGCAGCUUACUGCCUGCUGGUCCUUGUUCUCGCCAUCAAAGCCAUCUCUGCUACCUACUCAUCGCCAUACACCCUUCUUGCCGCCCAGCGUCUACGCUCUCCACUCACAGCUAUCCAUGCUGCGUAUGGGCGUUCUGAGGCCCAUCGCACGUGGGAAAGCUCGCCAACCAAGCUGUUUAGCGCGGAAGCGGACGCAGACCGGCUCAGUAUUGGGCCAACGGCGGCGAGUGGAGGCGGUCUAGCAUUUGCCGUUACGCGGAUUGGUGCAGGGGCGGCUUGA